Molecule: messenger RNA, 843 nt
Organism: Castor canadensis (American beaver)
Lineage: Eukaryota; Metazoa; Chordata; Mammalia; Rodentia; Castoridae
Source: RefSeq, a predicted model, not a curated record
AUGAAGCAGUUAAAACUUACAGGUUUUAUUUUUUUCUUAUUCUUUUUGACAGAAUCCCUAACUCUAUCCACAAAACCUCAGGAUGUAGAUGACUCAAGUAAUAUCCAGAAAUUUAUAGAAGAGAACACUGGAUCCUUAACCAUCAUUGCGUUUGCUCAGUAUGUUCAGGAAGCAACGAUUGAUGAAAUGGAAAUGCUGGUGAAAGACAUGAAGGCUUAUAAGGAUAGAUGCUUGGCCAAUCAGACACUUCCAGAGUGUUCAGAAAUAGCUAAUAAUGUUCUACAGGAAAUGAUAUGUGCUCUGGAGGGAGUACCCCAGAAGCACAAUUUUUCACACUGCUGCAGUAAAGUUGACUUUGAAAGAAGACUCUGUUUCUUAUACAACAAGAAAGCUAAUGUAGAAUUUCUACCUCCUUUCCCUACUCUGGAUCCUGAGGAGAAAUGCCAGGCUUAUAAAAAUAACAGAGAAUCUUUUCUAAAUCACUAUAUGUAUGAAGUUGCUAGAAGGAACCCCUUUGUCUUUGCCCCUGCACUUCUAAUUGUUGCUGCACGUUUUGAGGAGGUGGCAAAAAUAUGCUGUGAAGAGGAACAGAAAGCCAACUGCUUUCGAACAAAGGCAGCCCCCAUCACACAAUAUUUGAAAGCAUUGUCUUCUUAUCAAAAAACUGUCUGUGGAGCUUAUUUGAAAUUUGGACUCAAAGUCUUAAACUCUAUAAACAUUGCCGUGUUCAGUAAAAAAUUCCCCCAAAUUGAAUUCAAGGAACUUACUUCCCUCUUAGAAGAUGUUUCUGCCAUGUAUGAUGGGUGCUGUGAAGGGGAUGUUGUGCGAUGCAUCCGUGGCCAG